CCCAGACGGGCGGAAGCGGAAGUGCCGGUCUGGGGCCCGCACCGGUGGAUGUCCCCUUAGCGCUUCUUAGCCACCGCCUGCACCAGCGAUGGACUGCUACACGGCGAACUGGAACCCACUCGGGGACUCUGCCUUUUACCGACAGAGCAACAGAAGGAGAGGGGGAGACACAGAGAGAUCUUCCAUCUGCUGUUUCACUCUCCAGAUGGCCUUAACCGCCAGGUCUGGGCCAGGCUGAAGCCAGGAACAGGAACUCCAUCCAUCCAGGUCUCCCACGAAAUAUGAGCUGUACAGCAUGGACUGGGACCUGAAGGAGGAACUCAGGGACUGCCUGGUGGCUGCCGCACCCUAUGGGGGUCCCAUUGCGCUGCUAAGGAACCCCUGGCGGAAGGAGAAAGCUGCCAGCCUGCGGCCAGUGCUCGAGAUCUACUCUGCUUCCGGCGUGCCGCUAGCCAGCCUGCUGUGGAAGAGCGGGCCUGUGGUGUCCCUGGGCUGGUCGGCGGAGGAGGAGCUGCUGUGCGUGCAGGAAGAUGGUGCAGUGCUGGUGUACGGGCUUCACGGCGACUUCCGGAGACACUUCAGCAUGGGCAAUGAGGUGCUCCAGAAUCGGGUUCUGGAUGCCCGGAUCUUUCAUACUGAGUUUGGUUCCGGAGUGGCCAUCCUCACAGGGGCCCAUCGCUUCACCCUCAGUGCCAAUGUGGGUGACCUCAAACUCCGCCGGAUGUCAGAGGUGCCAGGUUUACAAAGUGCACCCUCCUGCUGGACCACACUGUGCCAGGACCGAGUAGCACACAUUCUUCUGGCCGUGGGGCCUGAUCUUUACCUCCUGGACCAUGCAACCUGCUCCAUGGUGACGCCCCCUGGCCUGGCCCCAGGAGUGAGCAGCUUCCUGCAGAUGGCCGUCUCCUUUACCUACCGGCACCUGGCGCUUUUCACAGACACAGGCUACAUCUGGAUGGGGACGGCAUCACUCAAGGAGAAGCUGUGUGAGUUCAACUGUAACAUCAGGGCACCCCCGAAGCAGAUGGUCUGGUGCACCCGUCCUCGCAGCAAGGAAAAGGCCGUUGUGGUAGCCUGGGAGAGGCGGCUGAUGGUAGUGGGCGACGCACCCGAGAGCAUCCAGUUCGUGCUGGAUGAGGACUCUUACCUGGUGCCUGAACUCGACGGGGUCCGCAUCUUCUCUCGCAGCACCCACGAGUUCCUGCAUGAGGUGCCAGCGGCCAGUGAGGAGAUCUUCAAAAUUGCCUCGAUGGCCCCUGGAGCUCUGCUGUUGGAGGCCCAAAAGGAGUAUGAGAAAGAAAGCCAGAAGGCGGAUGAAUACCUGCGGGAGAUCCAGGAACUGGGGCAGCUGACACAGGCCGUGCAGCAGUGCAUUGAGGCCGCGGGGCACGAGCACCGUCCCGACAUGCAGAAGAGUCUGCUCAGGGCGGCGUCCUUUGGAAAGUGUUUCCUGGACAGAUUUCCACCCGACAGCUUUGUGCGCAUGUGUCAGGACCUGCGAGUGCUCAAUGCUGUUCGCGACUACCACAUCGGGAUCCCUCUCACCUACAGCCAAUACAAGCAGCUUACCAUCCAGGUGCUGCUGGACAGACUAGUGUUGCGGAGACUUUACCCGCUGGCCAUCCAGAUCUGCGAGUACCUGCGCCUUCCUGAAGUACAGGGCGUCAGCAGGAUCCUGGCUCACUGGGCCUGCUACAAGGUGCAACAGAAAGAUGUGUCAGAUGAAGAUGUUGCUCGAGCCAUUAACCAGAAACUGGGGGACACGCCUGGCGUCUCUUACUCCGACAUUGCUGCGCGGGCCUAUGGCUGUGGCCGCACGGAGCUGGCCAUCAAGCUCCUAGAGUAUGAGCCACGCUCAGGAGAACAGGUACCCCUUCUCCUAAAGAUGAAAAGGAGCAAACUGGCACUGAACAAGGCCAUUGAGAGUGGGGACACUGACCUGGUGUUCACGGUGUUGCUGCACCUGAAGAAUGAGCUGAACCGAGGAGACUUUUUCAUGACGCUUCGGAACCAGCCCAUGGCUCUGAGUUUGUAUCGACAGUUCUGUAAGCAUCAGGAGCUAGAGACGCUGAAGGACCUUUAUAAUCAGGAUGACAAUCACCAGGAACUGGGCAGCUUCCACAUCCGAGCCAGCUAUGCUGCAGAAGAGCGGAUCGAGGGGCGAGUAGCAGCUCUGCAGACAGCAGCUGAUGCCUUCUACAAGGCCAAGAAUGAGUUUGCAGCCAAGGCCACAGAAGACCAAAUGCGCCUCCUCCGGCUUCAGCGGCGCCUAGAAGAUGAGCUAGGGGGCCGAUUCCUAGACCUGUCUCUACACGACACCGUCACCACUCUUAUCCUUGGUGGCCACAACAAGCGUGCAGAGCAGUUGGCACGUGACUUCCGCAUUCCUGACAAAAGGCUGUGGUGGCUGAAGCUGACUGCCCUGGCAGAGCUAGAGGACUGGGAGGAGCUGGAGAAGUUUUCCAAGAGCAAGAAGUCGCCCAUUGGCUACCUGCCCUUUGUGGAGAUCUGCAUGAAACAACAUAACAAAUAUGAGGCCAAGAAGUAUGCUUCCCGCGUGGGCCCUGAGCAGAAGGUCAAGGCUCUGCUUCUUGUUGGGGAUGUGGCACAGGCCGCAGAUGUGGCCAUCGAGCACCGGAACGAGGCUGAGCUGAGCCUUGUGUUAUCCCACUGCACUGGAGCCACGGAUGGGGCCACGGCUGACAAGAUUCAACGGGCCAGAGCACAAGCCCAGAAGAAGUAGCACUCCCUGUGCAACUCCCUGAGCCAGGGCUUCUCCCCGUGAUGCUUCUGGGCUUGGCAGAAGGGUCACUGUCCAGCUCCACCCCCAGAACAAGGCUGAGAACUGAGCUGGGGGAGCAGGUCUGGUUGUAAAUAAAGUUGGGGUACUUGAGGUUCUUCUCUUAUGCGGUCCAGCCUAAGCAAAAGCAAGCUGAGGGCACAGCCACCCACACACCACAGCAAACCUCCACAUGUUUGUGUUGGAGCAGGAGGUGGGGGCUUCUCCAGCUGUACUUGCUAGAGACCUAUCCGUCUCCACAAAGCUACCAGGGAGAGCUCUCUGAAGCUCACUGCCCUGGGAAGAUCUAGGGGAGAGACGGUGCAGGCUCAAGUACCAGUUCCCCAGGAACCACACUGAAAAGAAUUACAUAUGUGUACACACACACACACACACACACACACGAGCCAUGCUAAAGCCUUUACCCUUCUGACUUCAUUUAUUCUAUGUGACAGCCCUGUGAGAUAGGCAACGUCACCCUAUUUGAUGAUAGAGGAACUUGAGGCCCCCGGAGGCUGGUAAGGGCAAACGGGUGGCGGAACUGGAAUUUGACUCCCAGGCCAGCUGUGCUCCAACCGGAAUAGGGGUCUGUGAGCAGGGGAGCCUGAGGCAAGGUCCUGUUUGGCUGUGCCCCAAGGAUCGGACUAGUGAGAGGCCCGUGAGCAGUGGGGGUCAGAGGAAGGGCUUUGGGCCCCUUGCCCACUGAACAGCUGUGAGUGAUUCUUGAGUGGUCUCCAGGCGUGAGAGGAGAGCAAGGAAGACGUCAGUUCUACCAAAGAAGGGAACUACACACUGGAGACCCAGCUCCCUCCUCCCCCAGUCAGUGGGGCCUUUCGUGGCUCCGUGUCCUCCCUGUCUGCAGCCUCUGUCCACACUCCCGUGCACUGUGGCUUCAUGUCCCAGCACCCCCACCCAACACUGAGGGCACUGCCUUUUCCUGGUGUGGCCCCCUUUUGUCAAGUAGGAAACCAAAGCCCAGAGAGCAGACCUCACCAGAGCUUCACACUCAAAGGGCUGACUGCUUUUAAAAAGAGACUCAGGACCUGGUAAAGUAUUCCUUUUCCUUUCCUUUUUUUUCAGAUGUGUAAACUUAAAUUUGUGAAAAUCCUUCACGGGGUUAUAAAUCAAAUUAUAAAACCACCA
Messenger RNA from Oryctolagus cuniculus (rabbit), 3922 nucleotides. RefSeq names its product VPS16 core subunit of CORVET and HOPS complexes (gene VPS16). Gene Ontology annotation, biological process: endosomal transport; intracellular protein transport; vacuole fusion, non-autophagic. Gene Ontology annotation, cellular component: endosome; cytoplasm; lysosomal membrane. Gene Ontology annotation, molecular function: actin binding. The record is from RefSeq and is a predicted model, not a curated record. Lineage: Eukaryota; Metazoa; Chordata; Mammalia; Lagomorpha; Leporidae.